GAGAGCAUCUGGGGGAGCAGGAGCCGGGACUAGGGGGUGGGGGGAGGGAAGGGGGGCCCGCUCUGCAGAAAUGUGACUUCAGUAGCGGCUGCAGGAGAAGCCGUCCGGCUGUGGGGCCGCCGGGGCGGAGAGAAAAAUGAGAACCCAGCUGGUCCUCUCAUUUCUCCUCUUCUUUGUGAUCGGCUAUGGCUCCUCAGAGAACGCCAGCACCUCUAGGGGCUGUGGGCUUGACCUCCUCCCUCAGUACGUGUCCCUGUGCGACCUGGAUGCCAUCUGGGGAAUCGUGGUGGAGGCAGUGGCCGGGGCUGGGGCCCUGAUCACACUGCUGUUGAUACUGAUCCUCCUGGUGAGACUGCCGUUCAUCAAGGACAAAGAGAAGAAGGGGCCCCUGGGCCUGAACUUCCUGUUCCUUUUGGGGACCCUCGGGUUGUUUGGACUGACUUUUGCCUUCAUUAUCCGAGAAGAUGAGACCAUAUGCUCAGCGCGUAGGUUCCUGUGGGGGGUGCUCUUUGCCCUGUGCUUCUCGUGCCUGCUCAGCCAGGCGUGGCGAGUCCGGAGGCUGGUUCGCCAUGGGAAGAGCCCCUCGGGCUGGCAUCUCGCUGGUAUGGCCAUAUGCCUGAUGCUGGUCCAGGUCAUUAUUGCCACAGAGUGGCUGGUCUUGAACGUGGUCCGGGAUAAAAAGCUAGCCUGCAGUUAUGAGCCUAUGGAUUUUGCACUGGCCUUAAUUUAUGACAUGGUCCUACUGGUGGUGACCCUGGGUUUGUCCCUCUUCACUCUCUGUGGGAAAUUUAAGAAGUGGAAGAAGAAUGGGGUAUGCCUCAUCCUUACCGCCUUCCUCUCCAUUCUGAUCUGGGUGGCCUGGAUGACCAUGUACCUUUUUGGCAAUGCAGAGCUAAGGAGAGGUGACGUGUGGAGCGAUCCCACCCUGGCCAUUGCCCUGGUGUCCAGUGGCUGGGUGUUUGUCAUCUUCCAUGCUAUUCCUGAAGUGCACUGCUCAAUCCUCCCAUCACAGCAAGAGAGUACACCCAACUACUUUGACACGUCACAGCCCAGGAUGCGGGAGACGGCGUUUGAAGAGGAUGUCCAACUUCCCCGGAGCUACAUGGAAAACAAAGCCUUUUCAAUGGAUGAACACAAUGCAGCUCUACGAACUGCAGGAUUUCGAAAUGGUAGUUUGGCAAACCGACCCAGUGCUCCAUUUAGAAGCAAUGUUUAUCAGCCCACUGAGAUGGCAGUUGUGCUAAAUGGUGGGACUAUCCCAACCGCUCCGCCAAGUUACACUGGAAGACACCUCUGGUGAAAGGCUUUUACAAAGGUCCAGAGAAUAAGAAUCUCUGUCACAGAUUUUAUUCCCUGGCUGAGUCUUUCUGGGGGAGAAAUCACUAACAGUGGUGGAACAGAGUCACCCCUCAUCCUGGAGCUUUCAGAACCCCAGAGAAUGGGGUUUCAUGUAAAUGUGAACACUGGUGAACCGAUAAGCUAACCACCCACAAAAUACCAAACCAACCAACAAUUCUGCAAACUAAAGCAAAGCUAAUUUUCUGUAGAAUUAGGCUCACUCUUAAAAUGCAACUGGGGAGACUGCAUCCUCCAAGUGUAGAAGAACCAAAGUCACAGUGACUGCUGAGCAGGCCUGAUUGGCUUUGAGUGCUGGUUUCCAUAUUGGAUCUGGGCUGCCUCCCUUGUGAGGUUGGCACUUGAUUACUAAAGCAUAUAGAGGGGCUUUCCCAUUUGGUUGCUAGUUGGUUUAUGCGUUCCCCGGGUUCAGAGAGAGUAAUUUGGUUAUUGUUUUUGUGAGUGUGUAUCUGCAGACAUAAUUAGAUUAUGGGGCAUUUUAUUGAGGGUGGGGGCCCUGGUUAACAUUGAGAGAAGAAACACUACUAGUGAAGCAUCCCCCUUCCCAUUCUGAAGAAGUGAAUAGUAUCUGGUCAUUAGUUCGUGGAUCACAUUUAACAUGGUGUUGGGCUGGGGUUCUUUUUUUUUAUGCCCCAUACCUGUGAUAUUCUGAUUAGGAGGACAGAUAGGCCCCAAAAUGGAGCCAGAGGUAGACAUGAUCUGUGUCAUGGGGCACCAGACUGAAGUUCUCAAUGUUAUCAAGCUUCUCUGCCAUCCCACAUCCCCAGAAGCUGACCCGAGAACCUGGUGUUCUCAGCAUCUUUCUGAUUUAUCUGUAUUUUGUUUCCCAAUGUGCUGUUGGGGCCACCAGCUUAGAAAACCAGAGGGAUGAGCUGUAGCAGGUUUGCCACUGACCUAUAUGAUGUGGCUUUCCCAGAGUCCCAUAAGAUGGUGGAUCAAGGGUCCUCCUACUGCUUUAGCAAUGCAGGAACUUCUCUCUUCCUUAUAUAUGAAGGUAGUGGGAUCUCCAAGAUGAGGAACAUUUUUGUUUGUGGAUUUUUUGUUUGUUUGUUUGUUUGUUUGAGUUUUGGGCUUUGGAGUAGAGAAGAGAAGUUUGUUAGAUGUUUUUAUCUUGGUUAACUGCAAGUUCUCUGAAAAUGGUUAUUUCAAAACCCAUUACUUCUGCCAUUGUUUCCAUCUGUCUUGAGCAAAUCAUCCCGUUAUUAUUUAACAUUUAUUUAGUGCAUAUCCAACAUUAAAAGCAUCAUGGUCUCCUCAUUGGUUAGCCAACAUGAUCUGCAGCUUUCUUAAAUGCCUAAAGCAAGUUUUUAACCUGACAGUAUUGGACAUAUAAAUGAUGAUGGGUUCUUUCACUAUAUAGCAUAAGCUAUAAGAAAUCUAUUCUAUUUUCUAGCCUUUUUAAAAAAAAAAAAAAAGAAAAAAAGGUAAGCCACAAAAGAACAUGGUAAAAAGUCAAUGGUUGGGGAAAAAAUGGUCACUGACUGUAUAAAUCGAAUACAUCUAUGCUGAAUAAUUAUAACAAAACCUCUAAUUCUUUCUGCACCUGAUUUUUGGCUGUGCCCUAAAAGCCCUCCACCCUCCGCACAGCACUGGGGGAAAUGAGAUCGAUAUUGCCAUUCUUGCCAUGAUCAUCUUGCAAGUUCUUUUUUUCCCCCUCUCUGCAAGUUCAUUUCCCUUUCUGCCAUGCAUGUGAAAAUUAAAGCAUGGCAUGAGAGUGCCUGCCCCAUCAUAUCUCAUCUCCAGUAUCAGCCCUGGGAGCAUGCGCUUGCUUUUAGACAACCAGACACCUGACUUUAGCCCUUAGUGUGUGUUCGGGAAGGUGAAUUAUUAGAUGGUUUGGAAACUUCCGUAUUUGGGGGAGGGGAGGGAUGUUAGG
This is a messenger RNA of Dromiciops gliroides (monito del monte), 3232 nucleotides long. It is a transcript of the gene GPRC5B, whose product is annotated as G protein-coupled receptor class C group 5 member B. The transcript has 4 exons. NCBI's taxonomy places the organism in Eukaryota, Metazoa, Chordata, Mammalia, Microbiotheria, Microbiotheriidae. Gene Ontology annotation, biological process: G protein-coupled receptor signaling pathway. The coding region runs from base 137 to 1300 and encodes 387 amino acids. The record is from RefSeq and is a predicted model, not a curated record. Gene Ontology annotation, molecular function: protein kinase binding; protein kinase activator activity; G protein-coupled receptor activity. Gene Ontology annotation, cellular component: plasma membrane; intracellular membrane-bounded organelle; extracellular exosome.